AUGGCUCUGGCUUUGGAUGCUCUGCUGGCUCGGGUGAAGGAUGUGUGCCGGAGGAAUGGGCUGCUCAUCCUGUCAGUGCUGUCCGUCAUCAUAGGCUGCCUCCUGGGCUUCUUCCUGCGGACCCAGCACCUCUCGCCCCAGGAAAUUAGUUACUUCCAAUUCCCUGGAGAGCUGCUAAUGAGGAUGCUGAAGAUGCUGAUCCUGCCCCUGGUCGUCUCAAGCCUGAUGUCAGGCCUUGCAUCCCUGGACGCCAAGACCUCCAGUCGCUUGGGAAUCCUCACCGUGGCCUACUACCUCUGGACCACCUUUGUCGCUGUCAUUGUGGGUAUCAUCAUGGUGUCCAUCAUCCACCCUGGCGGUGCAGCUCAGAAGGAGACCACUGGCCAGAGUGGGAAGCCCAUCAUGAGCUCAGCGGAUGCCCUACUGGACCUCAUCAGGAAUAUGUUUCCUGCAAACCUAGUUGAAGCCACCUUCAAACAGUACCGUACCAAGACCACCCCAAUGGUCAAGUCCAACAAGGCAGUGGCAUCAGAGGAAGCCCCUCAGCGGAUCCUUAUCUACGGGGUCCAGGAGGAGAAUGGCUCCCAGGUACAGAACUUCGCCCUGGACCUCACACCUCCCCCAGAGGUGGUGUACAAGUCAGAGCCAGGCACCAGCGAUGGCAUGAAUGUGCUGGGGAUUGUCAUCUUCUCAGCCACCAUGGGGAUCAUGCUGGGCCGCAUGGGGGACAGCGGAGCUCCCCUGGUUAGCUUCUGCCAGUGCCUGAAUGAGUCUGUUAUGAAGAUCGUGGCUGUGGCUGUGUGGUACUUCCCCUUCGGAAUCGUGUUCCUCAUUGCCGGGAAGAUCUUGGAGAUGGACGACCCCACGGCCAUCGGGAAGAAGCUCGGCUUCUAUGCUGUCACUGUGGUGUGUGGCCUGGUGGUGCACGGACUUCUCAUCCUCCCCAUGCUCUACUUUGCCAUCACCAAGAAGAACCCCAUCGUCUUCAUCCGGGGCGUCCUUCAAGCCUUGCUCAUCGCCUUGGCCACCUCUUCCAGCUCAGCCACUCUGCCCAUCACCUUCAAGUGCCUGCUGGAAAACAACCACAUCGACCGGCGCAUUGCCCGCUUCGUGCUCCCCGUGGGCGCAACCAUCAACAUGGAUGGCACGGCCCUCUAUGAAGCUGUGGCGGCCAUAUUCAUCGCCCAAGUCAACAACUAUGAGCUGGAUUUUGGCCAGAUCAUCACCAUCAGCAUCACAGCUACAGCGGCCAGCAUCGGGGCAGCGGGGAUCCCACAGGCAGGGCUCGUCACCAUGGUCAUCGUGCUCACCUCCGUGGGGCUGCCCACCGAUGACAUCACGCUCAUCAUCGCCGUCGACUGGGCCCUAGACCGUUUCCGGACGAUGAUCAAUGUCCUGGGUGACGCGCUGGCUGCCGGCAUCAUGGCUCACAUCUGCCGGAAGGAUUUUGCCCGCGACGCAGGCACAGAGAAGCCACCACCCUGUGACACCAAACCUGUCAGCUUGGAAGAGAUCGUGGCAUCGCAGAGAAAUGGCUGUGUGAAGAGUAUGACAGGGGCCCAUGGGCCAGCCCUGGACACCGCCCUCCUCUCUCACCAUGUCCCCGUGCAAGUGGAACAAGACGACGAGCCAGUUCGGCCCGGGUCCAGCACGGAUCACUGCACCAUCGAGAUCAACGAGCUGGAGACCAAUGUCUAGGCAGCCUCCCCAGCCCACAGCCCAGUGCCAUGGGGAGGCCCUCGGAGGCUUCCCGGGGCCUCCUCUCUGAUUCAGGAUUCUGAGGAUUGCCCAGAGCCUGGAUCAAUGCUUCAGGGAGGGCCCAUGCCUUCGGGAAGUCCCUGCUCUCUCUGUGCCCGGAAGCAGCCUGACCCAGCCUUGCUCUCUGGCUCAGUUGGCUUGGAGGCAUUAUCUUGGUAAAGCAAUGCCUGCCUCUUUUCCCCUGGGCUGCCCAGCUCAGACCUCCGGUGACU
This is a messenger RNA of Dromiciops gliroides (monito del monte), 1970 nucleotides long. It is a transcript of the gene SLC1A7, whose product is annotated as solute carrier family 1 member 7. The record is from RefSeq and is a predicted model, not a curated record. Gene Ontology annotation, molecular function: L-glutamate transmembrane transporter activity; glutamate:sodium symporter activity; neutral L-amino acid transmembrane transporter activity. Gene Ontology annotation, biological process: L-glutamate transmembrane transport. Gene Ontology annotation, cellular component: plasma membrane. The transcript has 11 exons. Bases 1 to 1698 code for a protein of 565 amino acids. NCBI's taxonomy places the organism in Eukaryota, Metazoa, Chordata, Mammalia, Microbiotheria, Microbiotheriidae.